Molecule: messenger RNA, 1236 nt
Organism: Aureobasidium musti
Lineage: Eukaryota; Fungi; Ascomycota; Dothideomycetes; Dothideales; Saccotheciaceae
Source: the annotation of a GenBank genome assembly
AUGUUUGCAGGAAACGUUUUGGCUGACGAUGCUCCAGCGUUGAAGGAUCAUGCUUCCAUCUGGGAGGAUGCCCCCUUUCUCCAAGGGUCAACUCGCUUCGAACCCCAAUCUGAGAUCAACAACAUCAUGAUAACAGGCGGUGCUGGUUUCAUCGCUUCAUGGGUUGUUCGGCACCUAACUAAAACUUACCACGGCCACUACAACAUAAUCUCGUUUGACAAAUUGGACUACUGUGCAACACUCAACAACACAGCACAAUUGGACAAGGAGCCAAAUUUCACCUUCUACAAAGGUGACAUUACCAGACACGAGGAUGUCAUGGACUGCUUGCGAAAACACGAUAUCGAUACAGUAAUGCAUUUUGCUGCCCAGACGCACGUUGACCUAUCGUUCGGCAACUCUAACGACUUCACGAACACCAAUGUUGUGGGCACGCAUGUCCUCCUCGAGUGUGUCAAGUCGCACGGAGUCCAGAAGUUCAUCCAUGUAUCCACUGACGAAGUAUACGGAGAGGUAAAAGACGAUGGUAAGGAUCUUCUGGAAGACGCUCUGCUUCUGCCAACAAACCCUUAUGCUGCAUCGAAGGCAGCGGCGGAGAUGUAUGUGGAAGCAUAUCGUAAGAGCUUCCAGAUCCCAGCUAUUGUUGUGCGUAGCAACAAUGUUUACGGACCACAUCAAUUUCCUGAAAAGGUCAUUCCCAAGUUUUCUAUGCUUCUACAGCGCAACCAGCAGUUGUCACUCCACGGCGAUGGAACACACACCAGAAGAUAUCUCUACGCUGGAGACGCAGCAGAUGCAUUCGACACCAUACUCCACAAAGGUCGGGUUGGUCACAUCUACAACGUUGGCUCUUCAGAUGAGAUUUCAAACUUCACUCUCUGCUCUAUGCUGUUAGGAGAGUUCGGGAUCUCCAACGAAACCAAAGAUGAAGUCUACAAGCACGUGGUACACUGCGAAGACCGUCCUUUCAACGACCAUCGCUAUGCUGUCGAUGGUUCGAAGCUCAAGCAAUUGGGAUGGCAGCAGAAGACACCAUUCAAGGAAGGUCUUCGUAUCACAGUCGACUGGUAUAGAAAAUAUGGAGGAACGUGGUGGGGUGACAUCUCCGACCGACUCACUCCUUUCCCUACCAAUGGCAAGCGUGAGUUUGACGAGGUCAAUGCAUCACCGGAUGUGAAGAGACGCAAAGAAAACGAACACAUGGAUUCUGUUCCUGGUGCCGUCAAGGUUGGGUAG